CAUUAGUAAGGAAACUGCCGACAUUAACUUUCAGUUGAGUGAACACUGUUUAAAGAGAACAACCAUGUCAAGUGAAACUUCCCAACAUCAAAAUCAACAGCACCCGCCAUGUAGAACAGAUGGGUGUGCCAGGAAUUUUGGUGAUCAGAAAAUUGCAAACAUUAUAAUGGAAUGCAAAAAAGAGAGUUUCUGGUUCAGAGCUCUGCCACUAUCUCUUGGAAGUAUGCUUGUUACCCAAAGUUUGGUGUACAAAGGAAUUCUUUCUCCUUCAAAACGGUUUGGGUCGAUUCCGAAAGUUGCCUUGGCUGGAGUGCUUGGAUUUGUGAUUGGAAAAAUUUCUUAUAUUGGAGCUUGUCGUAAGAAGUUUGAAAAUGUAGAUUUUCAGCAUUUUGGAAAUAAAGUGCCUCGAGGAUACAUGGGCUUCUUGUUUCGUCAGCCAUAUUAUGAGAGAGACUCUAUUCAUGGACCUGGCCAACAUACAGAUGUUACCAAUAAAAAUGACCAGCCAACUACCGAAAGUGGCGACCCCAGUUCAAAGCAUGCCUGAAAACCACACAACGUGAUUUUGCGUCGUAAACCUACAGAUGAUGUUCUACAAGUUCAUUGCUCUACCAUAUAUUUCUUAAUAUUCAAACUGUCUAUCAAUGUUCUCAAUCAUAAUAGAAAAGGGUAAUAUGAUAUAGCGGUGAUUAUAAGUAAGUCUGAUGGUGCUGCAAGAGCAGCGUGAUGGCAUUUGUUAUCCUGUGUUUGCAAUAAAACAUAAA
Molecule: messenger RNA, 764 nt
Organism: Mobula hypostoma (lesser devil ray)
Lineage: Eukaryota; Metazoa; Chordata; Chondrichthyes; Myliobatiformes; Myliobatidae
Gene: ociad2
Product: OCIA domain containing 2
Exons: 7
Coding region: 65-547 (160 amino acids)
Cellular component (GO): mitochondrial inner membrane
Source: RefSeq, a predicted model, not a curated record